UCGUGGGCGUGGCCUGUCUAGGGUCUCUCACUCUCUCUCUCCAUGGCGAACCGCCGAGGAGCGCCUCUGCCCACGCUCCGGCUCCGGCGGCUCGCCCGGCCUCCGAUCUCGCGCUGCGCGUGCCUGCUCGUCACAUCCACGGCGGCCCUCCUCGUCCUCUCCCUCCACCAGAUCGCCCGCGUCGACCUCCCCAGCCCGUACCCGCCCCUCCAGGUGUCAAAUGAUCAGCUGUGGGGUUCUAAUGGCUACGGUUAUCAUGCUUGUGUCACACCAACCUAUAAAUAUAUUGCUCCAAAAGAGUCGGACCGCUAUAUGACUGUUAGAAGUAAUGGAGGACUCAACCAAAUGCGAACUGGAAUCUGUGAUAUGAUUGCAGUGGCCCGCUUGGUGAAUGCAACACUUGUUAUUCCUCAGUUAGAUAAGCGAUCUUUUUGGCAAGAUACCAGUACAUUUAAAGACAUCUUCAACGAGCCUGGUUUUAUUAAAGCUCUGGAAGGAGAUGUCCAUAUCGUCAGUGACUUGCCUGAAAGUUUGCAAUCUGCCCCAAGAGCUCGGAAGCACUUUACUUCAUGGUCUGGUGCAAGUUAUUAUGAGGACGCGAAAGAACUUUGGAAGGAUCACAAGGUGGUCCACAUCCCGAAAUCUGAUUCACGGCUUGCUAACAAUGGUCUUCCGAUUGAUAUCCAGAGACUGAGAUGCCGCUGUCUUUACCAAGCAUUGUGUUUUUCAGAUCCAAUCGAGGACCUUGGAAAGAAGCUUGUGGAGCGUCUAAAAUCACGUGGGAAGUUUAUUGCUCUUCAUCUGCGAUAUGAAAAAGAUAUGCUAGCAUUCACGGGCUGCACUUAUGGUCUGAGUGAAUCAGAAGCAGAGGAGUUGAGAAUCAUGAGAGAGAGAACAAGCCACUGGAAAGUGAAGGACAUAAACUCAACUGAACAGAGAUCUGGAGGUAAUUGUCCACUGACUCCCAAGGAGGUGGGGAUGUUUCUACGCGCGAUGGGCUAUACCAAGUCCACGUGGAUCUACCUUGCAGCUGGUGAAAUUUAUGGCGGUGAUAAGUAUAUGUCAAAAUUGAAAUCGUACUUUCCAAACUUGGUUAGCAAGGAAGUGCUAGCGACGAAAGAAGAGCUUGAGAAGUUUAAGAAUCAUGCUUCUCAAGUUGCAGCCCUUGACUACAAAAUUUCAGUGGAAAGUGAUGUGUUUAUUCCAUCACACUCUGGUAAUAUGGCAAGAGCUGUUGAGGGCCAUCGUCGAUUCCUGGGUCAUCGUAAGACCGUGAAUCCUGAUAGGAGAGGAUUGGUGGAACUCUUUGGUUUACUUGAAAAGGGGGAACUUAUGGAAGGCCCCAAGCUGUCUUCACUUGUUACUGAAAUGCAUAAAUACAGGCAAGGGGCUCCAAGAAAGAGAUAUUCUUCCUUGCCAGGGAGCAAGGGCAGAGCACGUGCUAGGACAGAGGAAUCAUUUUAUGAGAACCCAUUUCCUGAGUGCAUCUGCUUGACUGGGAAGCACUGAAGCGAUGAUGUAUAGCCUUGUUUCGUGACAUAAACUCACCAGCUCAACCUGCAUUAGUGAUUCUAUUCGGCCAUUUGAGCUCUAGUGAUGCCUUGAAAGGUUAAACCAGACUGAUACUUGGCAGGGUGAUCACACAAGUCAAGGGCUUUCUUUCAGCGAUCUAUGUCCAAGAACCCUAUAUGUCCGGAUGGAGGGCUGACAAGUAUAGUGAGGCAACUGUAGGCUGGCAAGUAUAUUUCUAGUCAGAGAUUUGACAUGUAGGCUGUGAUUGCUGUACCCAUGGAAAUUUCGAUGAAUGCCUGUGAUUUAUGCCGCUGAAAUUGCGUGCUUUAGGUCCUUUUUUUUUGGUAACUAGGAGUUCACAUACAAUGCUCAACUGGUUCAGCUCUGAGAAAUCAUCAUAAGAAAUGAUGUGUACUUGUCCUCA
Brachypodium distachyon (stiff brome) is the source of this 1936-nucleotide messenger RNA. Its product is annotated as O-fucosyltransferase 38. NCBI's taxonomy places the organism in Eukaryota, Viridiplantae, Streptophyta, Magnoliopsida, Poales, Poaceae. The record is from RefSeq and is a predicted model, not a curated record. Gene Ontology annotation, cellular component: cytoplasm; nucleus. The transcript is spliced from 12 exons. Bases 43 to 1509 code for a protein of 488 amino acids.